Messenger RNA from Scomber scombrus (Atlantic mackerel), 1748 nucleotides. Its product is annotated as importin subunit alpha-1-like. Lineage: Eukaryota; Metazoa; Chordata; Actinopteri; Scombriformes; Scombridae. Bases 41 to 1624 code for a protein of 527 amino acids. Gene Ontology annotation, cellular component: nucleus; cytoplasm. Gene Ontology annotation, biological process: NLS-bearing protein import into nucleus. The record is from RefSeq and is a predicted model, not a curated record. The transcript is spliced from 10 exons. Gene Ontology annotation, molecular function: protein binding; nuclear import signal receptor activity.
UCUUUGCUGUGGGAUCAAUUGUCUUGCUCAACGGUCAGGAAUGUCAGCUGGCAACGACAGCGGAGCUCGGCUCACCCAGUUCAAAAACAAAGGGAGAGAUGCCAAUGAGCUAAGGCGCAGAAGAGCGGAAGUCAAUGUGGAGCUCCGGAAAGCAAAGAAGGAUGAUCAGAUCCUCAAGAAGAGAAAUGUCCACAGCCUUCUGGACGAGCCGACCUCUCCUCUCCAAGAGCAGGACCCAAACGCACAGCCUCCUCAGCACUGGACUGUAGAGGAGAUUGUAGAAGGUGUAAACAGCCAGAAUCUAGAUCAUCAGCUGCAGGCCACACAGGCAGCCAGAAAACUCCUCUCCAGGGAAAAACACCCACCCAUUGACAGCAUCAUUGCUGCUGGUCUCAUCCCGAAGUUUGUUAGUUUUCUGGCAUUGUCUGAAUGCCCUCCCAUCCAGUUUGAAGCAGCUUGGGCUCUAACCAAUAUCGCAUCAGGCACCUCAGACCAGACCGCUGCAGUAGUGGAAGGAGGAGCCAUUCCAGCCUUCAUCAGCCUGGUCGCAUCACCCCACCCACACAUUAGCGAGCAAGCCAUUUGGGCCCUUGGUAACAUUGCAGGAGAUGGAUCCAACUACAGAGACCUAGUGAUCAAACAUGGUGCUCUCGAGCCACUCCUAGCCUUGCUGGCAGCCCCUGAUCUGUCUGUCUUUCCUUCUGGCUACCUGCGCAAUGUCACCUGGACGCUGUCCAACCUGUGUCGAAACAAGAACCCAGCACCUCCUUUGACGGCGGUGCAACAGCUGCUUCCAGCCCUUGUGCGCCUCCUGCACCACGAUGACAGGGAGGUUCUGGCCGACACUUGUUGGGCUGUGUCCUACCUGACUGAUGGCUCCAAUGAGAGGAUAGAGGUUGUGGUGCAGUCUGGCCUGGUGCCCCGUCUUGUGCAGCUGCUAGCCUGCGGAGAGAUUUCCAUUGUGACUCCAGCCCUGCGGUCACUGGGUAACAUUGUGACCGGGACAGAUGAACAGACCCAGUAUGUGCUGAACGCAGGUGCUCUGACAAUGAUGCCCGGCCUGCUUAGCCACCACAAACCCAACAUCCAGAAAGAAGCAGCCUGGACUGUGUCCAACAUCACUGCUGGCAAGGACUGCCAGAUCCAGGAAGUUAUCAAUGCAGGCCUGAUGCCUGUCUUGGUGGAGAUCCUCCAACAGGGAGACUACAAGACCCAGAAGGAGGCAGUGUGGGCUGUCACUAAUUACACCAGUGGUGGGACAGUGGAGCAAGUGGCCUACCUGGUCCACUGCAAAGUGCUGGAGCCCUUACUCAACUUGUUGACAGCUAAAGACUGCAAGAUCAUCUUGGUCAUCUUGGAUGCAAUCUACAAUAUUUUACAGAUGGCAUACAAAACUGGUGAGACUGAGAAAAUGUGCCUAAUGAUCGAGGAGCUGGGUGGUUUGGACAAGAUCGAAGCGCUGCAGUCCCAUGAUAAUGAGGCUGUCUACAAGUCCUCUCUUAACAUUAUAGACAGAUUCUUUUCUGAAGAGAAUGAAGACGAGGAUGAGGCUGUGGUUCCUGAGGCCACUACAGACAGCUUUGCUUUCCAGAUCCCUGAAAACCAAAGCACUUUCCAGUUUUAACACGUCCAGUUUGCUAUUUGUGGGGGGGAAAAAAGACAUUUCUGACCUUGUCGAUAUUUUGUAUUUUUUUUAGCCAUUUCAUCCUUGUACAAAACGGUACAAAGACACAAUGUCCCUGUUUUAA